AAUGCUCGGAGUAGGGAUUCUGCGGAUUAUACUAAGAAAAUCGCAGUUCUCUACUCAGAGGCGUGCUAAUCGGGCAUCGCUGUUCCGAGUGGAAGGUGCUCGUUCGUCGUUUCUUGUGUUUUCUUCUUGAUAGUCCGUGGUACGAACUAUGUGGCGACUGGUUUUUAUGUUGACCUUGGUCAGCGUAGCCUUGGUAGCAUCGUUGCCAGCGGCACAGCAGGACAGCGGUAGCCUCGACAGUCUCAUCGACCAGACUUUUCCCGAAACCAAGACGACCCCUCAAUCGGUGCCUCAGAUAGACGGCGAUAUUGACAGCCUGAUCAAUGACGUCUUCAAGAGCGGAAACAUCACCACCACUACGCCGAAAAAUCUCUAUCUCGGCACGCAAAAUACACCGCCCCCGAAACUCGACAAUUGCGAAUGCGUGCCCUACUAUCAGUGCAAGGAAGGCAAGAUCCUGGACAACGGGAUCGGUAUCAUCGAUAUCAGGUUCGGUGCUGAUGAUAACAAGUCCCAGGGAGCUCUUGGACCAUGCGAGAAUUAUUUGGACGUUUGUUGCAAACCGCCGGAUCGACAGGCACCAUCCACGCCGCGACCGAACGAUAGAAUCGGAUGUGGACAACGACAUGCUGAAGGAGUUGGUUUUAGGAUCACCGGCCAGACCGAUAACGAGGCCCAGUUCGGCGAGUUUCCGUGGAUGGUGGCUAUCUUGAAAGAAGAGGCCAUCGGCGAAAACGGCCAAAAAUUGAAUGUUUAUCAAUGCGGCGGUGCACUUAUCCACCGACAAGCCGUUCUCACUGCGGCUCAUUGCGUUAAUGGAAAACAGCCAAACGAACUCAAAGUCCGCGCGGGAGAAUGGGACACGCAGACGAAGAACGAGAUCUACCCGCAUCAGGACCGCGACGUCGAAAAAGUCGUGGUUCACGAGAGCUAUCAUUCCGGCGCACUUUACAACGAUUACGCUAUACUGAUCUUGAAAAGCCCGGUCGAGUACGCGGAGAAUGUAGAUAUCGUCUGUCUACCAGAAGUGGACACGAAUUUUGACGGAUCCAGAUGUUUCGCCAGUGGAUGGGGAAAAGACGUAUUCGGCAAAGAGGGACGUUAUCAAGUGAUCUUGAAGAGAGUGGAACUUCCUGUGGUAACAAGUGAAACAUGCCAAAGUAUUAUGCGUACCACUAGACUAGGAAAUUAUUUUGUUUUGGAUAAAAGUUUCAUCUGCGCAGGUGGAGAAGUNGGGAAAGAUACUUGCAAGGGUGAUGGUGGAAGCCCAUUGGUGUGUCCCUUAAAAGACAAUCCAAGCAGAUAUGUUCAAGCUGGAAUCGUGGCCUGGGGACUUGGUUGCGGCGAAAACGGAACUCCUGGCGUUUACGCCAACGUAGCCCAUGCCCGUCAAUGGGUCGACGAGCAGAUAGCCUUUUACAAUUUAGAUAAUACCGUUUAUCAGUAUCCCAACUGACUGUCUUUCUUAUCCGACGAUUUGUACCAAGCACGUGUGAAUCACGCAAUUUUUCUCUCUUUUUUUUGUCAUACUCAUCUAUUACGAGUUGUGCUUUUUGUACUGAGCUUUUUUCCUGAACAACUUCACUUGAAAGCAAAUGAUGAAAUAUUGACAAGUUACACGUUAAUAUUCAGAUAAUACAGGAUAGAAAAAAAUUUAGUGAAUCUCUUUUAAUAUUAAGAGUCUCGCGUGUUUAUAUACUUAUGUAUAAGCUGAGUUAUGUGCAUUUCGAAAGUAAUUUUAUAUGACAAAGGAUGAAUAAUCCUCAAAGUCAAUGUAUGACAUUUUAUAUAUGAUGCAUGAGCGAAUAACACAUUUUUAUUAAAAAUAGAACAAUGUCAAGUUUAUUUCCUUUUGAAGUCUUAAAAAUAUCUUAAUAAUUUUCAAUCAAUCAGCUCUUAAUUUGCUGAUGACAAAUUUCACAAUAUAAUACUAGUCACAAUAAAGAGAUUGCUCAAACGUUAUUACAAUAAUAAAAUGUUCGAUAAAAAAUAAUAAGAAUGCAGGUAGAGAAAAAUAAAAAUAUUUGUAUAAAUUUGUAUCUGUGUGGUAUAACAGAGAAGCGAUAAUUAAAUAAUAACAAGAUAAA
Messenger RNA from Formica exsecta, 2087 nucleotides. Its product is annotated as phenoloxidase-activating factor 2-like. Gene Ontology annotation, molecular function: serine-type endopeptidase activity. Gene Ontology annotation, biological process: proteolysis. Bases 149 to 1456 code for a protein of 435 amino acids. Lineage: Eukaryota; Metazoa; Arthropoda; Insecta; Hymenoptera; Formicidae. The transcript is spliced from 7 exons. The record is from RefSeq and is a predicted model, not a curated record.